This is a messenger RNA of Cyprinus carpio (common carp), 914 nucleotides long. RefSeq names its product nucleoside diphosphate kinase A-like. Gene Ontology annotation, molecular function: nucleoside diphosphate kinase activity. Lineage: Eukaryota; Metazoa; Chordata; Actinopteri; Cypriniformes; Cyprinidae. The record is from RefSeq and is a predicted model, not a curated record. Gene Ontology annotation, biological process: CTP biosynthetic process; UTP biosynthetic process; GTP biosynthetic process.
GUCCGUUUAAAUCUGAAAGCCGCAUUGGAAUGAAAAUUAUAAUUUCUAUAUGACUUUAACCAUCAUUGACUUUUUAUAAUAGAUAAUGGCAGCGAUAUAAAGUUUGUUCAAAUGAAAUCGUGAUUAGAUAACGACUAGACAGGAUACGUGAGGACAGCGAGCAGAUCAGAUCACCAGUCACGCUUUAAGCCGACAAUGCAGAUUAAAACAGGGCAGGAAGGAUCUCCCACAGUCACUUGACAUGUAACCUAAUUAGUGACGGGCUCAGGGGUUUCAUCACCCAAAACCCCCUCCACACCUUCAGCUCAGUGUGUCAAAUGUGCGACGGCCCCAAUGUCUGGAAAUGAAGAGCGCACGUUCAUUGCCAUCAAGCCUGAUGGAGUGCAGAGGGGGCUCAUCGGAGAGAUCAUCAAGCGUUUCGAACAGAAAGGCUUCAAGUUAGCUGCUAUGAAGUUGAUCCAGGCCGAUGAGGAUCUUCUGAGACAGCACUACUGUGACCUGAAGGAUCAGCCUUUCUUCCAUAGGCUUGUUAGGUUUAUGUCUUCUGGCCCUGUGGUUGCCAUGGUGUGGGAGGGUUUUGAUGUUAUAAAAACAGGCAGAAUAAUGCUCGGUGAGACUAAUCCCACUGACUCCAAACCUGGGACUAUCAGAGGGGACUUUUGCAUUCAGGUUGUCCGGAACAUCAUUCACGGCAGUGAUUCUCUCGAAAGUGCCAACACCGAGAUCAACCUGUGGUUCAAACCAGAGGAGAUCUGUGACUACACCAAAUGUCAGGACAGCUGGCUCAAUGGCUGAACACUUCAUUUUCUGCACUUUUCUCCCUCUCUGGUGUUUCUGGUUUAAUUCAUUCCAUUUUCAUGGUUUUCCCACUGUUUCUGGUGUUUGUCUUUACAAUAAAACCAAAAAAAAUUCUA